This is a messenger RNA of Oncorhynchus gorbuscha (pink salmon), 2507 nucleotides long. Its product is annotated as D(4) dopamine receptor-like. Lineage: Eukaryota; Metazoa; Chordata; Actinopteri; Salmoniformes; Salmonidae. Gene Ontology annotation, molecular function: G protein-coupled receptor activity; dopamine neurotransmitter receptor activity, coupled via Gi/Go. Bases 734 to 1927 code for a protein of 397 amino acids. Gene Ontology annotation, cellular component: plasma membrane. The transcript is spliced from 4 exons. Gene Ontology annotation, biological process: adenylate cyclase-activating adrenergic receptor signaling pathway; adenylate cyclase-inhibiting dopamine receptor signaling pathway. The record is from RefSeq and is a predicted model, not a curated record.
CGCGUCGACAAUGGGAUUAAAUGUCAUUGAUGAAAUUCCUCGUUUAAUUGCUUGAGAACUACUCUCGUUUAGCCAAUUCAAUGAAAGCCACAAACUUUCCGUCGCACUUAACGCGCUUUUUAUUUUUUGGAACAGGCGGAUAAGGUCAGAUGUCUUUUCUUUUUUAAAGUUUUGAAUCUUCUUCAUCGUGCCAUGCAACUUGAGGGGCAAAAGUCAACGGUCAGAUCUAAGCAGCUUUGUGCCGUUGGAUAUAUAGAACUGUGUCGCUGAUUUGUCCGUUCAGGUCGCUUACCUACACAACCUGUCUGUCUGCUGAAACAACCUCACCUCUAUUAAGCACUCAGGCACAAGCUGGUCUAAACCGCCGAGGUGCAGGAAACCAGUUUAAACUAUGAUAGAAUUAGUCUGGGUGCUUCUACAUAUUUGAAGGAGACACUAACUGCAUUGCUUGAAUUUCAGAGUCAUUUUCUUGGGAAAUCGGAAAGCGCUUUCAGAAAACAUUUGUCUCUACGACUCUCCGCGGGUCUGGUGCUGAUCUCCUGCAACAACAAAACCAUCAGUCCUGGAUGGGUCUCACUCAAGAAGAGGAAACUUAGCGAUUUUAGCACAGACCAGACACCGGACCACGCGUGCUGCAGGACGACCGGGAAUAAUGCAUAGAUGAAACCCCGUUCCAGUAACGCCGUUCUCGCACGGAAAAGGCGUCGCAGAGGGAAUUUGUCUCCGGGCGACAAUGUCAGACAACUUCACCGAUUUCGAAUUCAACAGCACGACGCAGCCGGUGGCUGCUGCCGUGGCUCCAGACUACAACUUUCCAGCUCUUAUAUUCGGGAUAUUGCUAAUCAUUGUGAUUAUCGGUGGAAAUGUGCUUGUGUGUCUUAGUGUUUACAUGGAAAAAGCUUUAAAAACUACAACAAACUAUUUCAUUGUGAGUUUGGCUGUUGCGGACCUACUCUUGGCAGUGCUGGUGCUGCCGCUGUUCGUGUUUGCAGAGUUCCAGGGUGGUGUGUGGUCCCUGGACAUGAUGCUGUGUGACGGUCUGAUGUCCAUGGAUGUGAUGCUGUGCACAGCCUCCAUCUUCAACCUCUGUGCCAUCAGCGUCGACAGGUUCAUUGCUGUGUCAAUCCCUCUGAACUACAACAGGAAGCACGUUGACCAGCGUCAGAUCAUCCUGCUGUCAGGCACCUGGCUCAUAGCCCUGGCCGUGGCUUCCCCAGUCAUGUUGGGUAUCAACAACAUCCCACACCGGGACCCCACCGAGUGUAAACUGGAAGAUGACAACUACGUGGUUUACUCCUCUGUCUGCUCCUUCUUCAUCCCCUGUCCCAUCAUGCUCCUCCUCUACUUCGGCAUGUUCCGGGGCCUGAAGAGGUGGGAGGAGGCGCGCAAGGCCAAGCUGAGGAACAGCAUCCAGACGUGCAGGAAGCUUCAGCAUGCAGCCGCCGCCGCCGCCAUGCCGACCUCGGGGACCAUCCCCGGGCCGCUGCCCAUGCCCCUGCCCAGGAUCAUCGAGAGGGACCUGGCUCAGGCCCGGCUGGGGCUGGAGGAUACCGAUGACUAUCUGCAGCCGGACUGCCCCCCGUUCCCCUCGGCGUACAGGGAGAGGAUCAGCUCCGUACCGUCUAUCUCCUACCAGCAGAAGCCGCCGCAGAAGAGGAAGCGAGCCAAGAUCAACGGCAGGGAGAGGAAGGCCAUGAGGGUUCUUCCUGUUGUGGUGGGUUGCUUCCUGUUCUGCUGGACGCCGUUCUUCGUCGUCCACACCACCCGGGCCCUGUGUGCUACCUGCUACAUCCCGCAGGCCCUGAUAAGCACCGUCACCUGGCUGGGCUACGUCAACAGCGCCCUCAACCCCAUUAUCUACACGGUCUUCAACACGGAGUUCAGGAAGUUCUUCAAGAAGUCCCUCCACUCAUUCAGCUGCUGCUGACGUCAGCCCCGCACCGCAGGGACAAUGGUAGCGCUAACCGUACGCUCACAGAAGGCGUGUACUACUGCACAGGCAUUUCCAAGGGCCAGGGGUGGGCUCAGUUCAGAAGGUACACAAAACAAAAAAUGUCCAAUUAUCUUCAAUGCUUUUCGGUGAGGAGAAUGUGGAAUUGGAAUUUGGUUGACAUUCUUAAUUGUCUGGGGAUGGCCCAGGGCUAAAUCUGUAUGUAUUGCUCUGGGGUGGCCAACCCUCCUGGACAGCUACUUAGUGAACAGGUUUUUGCUCCAACCCUACCCUAAACAGAUUGACCAGCUGAUUCAACAGGGAUGGAGCCAGCACACCCUGUAGAUCUCCAGGAGGAGGUUACAAGUUAAACCUUUAUUUAACUUGGCAAGUCAGUUAAAGAACACAUUCUUAUUUACAAUGACGGCCUCCCGGGGAUCAGUAUGUUAACUGCUUUGCUCAGGGGCAGAACAACCCUUGUCGGCUUGGGGAUUCGAUCCAGCAACCUUUAGGUUACUGACCCAACGCUCUAACCACUGGACUACCUGCUGGUUACUGACCCAACACUCUCACCACU